GGUGAGGGGUGCUGCUGACUUCUGGAGCUGACCGGAGCUUGCAGAAAUGGCUUCAGAUCUUCUCCUUGGGCCACCUGGUGUGUGGCCCGAUCCCCAGAAGGAGCUGCCUGGGGUUGCCAUGAGAGAGACCUUGGAGGCCCUCAGCUCCCUGGGAUUCUCUGUGGGACAGCCAGAGAUGGCCCCCCAAAGUGAGCCUGGGGAAGGCUCCCACAAUGCCCAGGAGCAGAUGUGCCCUCCCAGGGAAGAGAGAGCGCCGGGCUCCUCUUCCUGUUCGGGGCACAAGGCCCCCAGACUGGAGGAAGAUGCCCACCCUGAACAGGCUGAGGCUCCCUGCAGAGGAAGCCAGGCACACACACCACGGAAGGCUGAGCCUGUGGGCUCCUGCCCAGGAGAGGAGUGGAUGAUUCGGAAGGUGAAGGUGGAGGAAGAGGAUCAGGAGGCAGAAGACAGAGUCGAAUGGCCCCAGCAUCUGUCCUUACUGCCCGGCCCCUUUCCCACACCUGACCUGGGGCCUCUGGCCGCCGCUUAUAAGCUGGAGCCGGGGAUCCCCGGGGCCCUGGGCGGGCUCUCGCUGGCUGGGUGGACUCCUGCCUCAGAGAAGCCCUAUGGCUGCGCCGAGUGCGAGCGGCGGUUCAGGGACCAGCUGACCUUGCGGCUGCAUCAGAGGCUCCACCGGGGCGAGCGGCCGUUCCCGUGCUCCGAGUGCGACAAGCGCUUCAGCAAGAAGGCCCACCUGACCCGCCACCUGCGCACGCACACGGGCGAGCGGCCGUACCCGUGCACGGAGUGCGGCAAGUGCUUCAGCCAGAAGAUACACCUGGGCUCGCACCAGAAGACGCACACGGGCGAGCGGCCCUUCCCCUGCACCGAGUGCGAGAAGCGCUUUCGCAAAAAGACGCACUUGAUCCGCCACCAGCGCAUCCACACGGGCGAGAGGCCCUACCAGUGCGCGCAGUGCUCACGCAGCUUCACGCACAAGCAGCACUUGGCGCGGCACCAAAGGGUGCACGAGGCGGCCUGCCGCGCCCCGCUGUCUUCCGAUGUGCCCGCCCCUCCGGGUUCUCCUGCCCAGACCCUGACCCCUUCCCCUCCGGGACCUAAGCCUUUCGUCUGCUCUGAUUGCGGACUGAGCUUCGGCUGGAAGAAGAACCUCGCCACGCACCAGCGUCUGCACGGCAGCGAGGGGCGCCCCUUUGGAUGUGACGAGUGCACACUGGGCGGUGCCACCGAACCCUUGGCCUGCGGGGAUCGCUGCACACAGGCGCCCCAGGGCGCUCCCGCCAGCGAGCGGUCCUUUUCCUGCCCAGACUGUGGACGCGGCUUUGCCCACGGGCAGCACCUAGCGCGGCAUCGGAGGGUGCACACGGGCGAACGACCCUUCUCCUGCGCGCAGUGUGGCCGUCGCUUCGGCUCGCGGCCAAAUCUGGUCGCCCAUUCUAGGGCCCAUAGCGGCGCCAGGCCUUUCGCCUGUGCGCAGUUCCAAGCGGGUGAGCACUGUGGCAGGAUGGCCUAGGCCCUGACGGCUGUUUUUCGUUCCUCUCCAUCUUGCUGGGGAGACAUCCGGAAAGGAUAACCAGCUUUAACAUUCUGUAACAAAGUGCUGAGUGAACCCUUGCUGGGAAUAAUUCCUGCCUGCAUCCUUGGAAGGCUCCCACCAAGAGAAGCCCUGGAAAGCUGAAGUUCCCCGGACCACCCCUAGCCAAGUCAGGAACCUCUACAGGGGGAGGGAAAGAAUGGUUAUCUGAGUACUUACAGUGUCAUUAAAAUUUAAAUCUGAAGUUU
This is a messenger RNA of Myotis brandtii (Brandt's bat), 1782 nucleotides long. It is a transcript of the gene ZNF467, whose product is annotated as zinc finger protein 467. The record is from RefSeq and is a predicted model, not a curated record. Gene Ontology annotation, molecular function: DNA-binding transcription factor activity, RNA polymerase II-specific; RNA polymerase II cis-regulatory region sequence-specific DNA binding. Gene Ontology annotation, biological process: regulation of transcription by RNA polymerase II. NCBI's taxonomy places the organism in Eukaryota, Metazoa, Chordata, Mammalia, Chiroptera, Vespertilionidae. Bases 47 to 1513 code for a protein of 488 amino acids. The transcript is spliced from 6 exons.